AUGCUGGGAGGGGGAGAGGGUCAGAGGCGGCGGCGGGUGAGAGUUGAGAUCCCAGCAUCCCGCGGGCGGGCGGUGCGGAGCGGCUGAGCCGGUGGCCCCCCUCUUCUCCCCGCCCCCCCCGGCCCCGCGCGUCCCCGGCCCAGGCCCCCGCCCCGCCGCCACCAUGCAGGAGCUCAUCGCCAGCGUGGACCACAUCAAGUUCGACCUGGAGAUCGCGGUGGAGCAGCAGCUGGGGGCGCAGCCGCUGCCCUUCCCCGGCAUGGACAAAUCAGGUGCUGCUGUCUGUGAAUUUUUUUUAAGAGCUGCUUGUGGAAAAGGAGGCAUGUGUCCUUUCCGACACAUCAGUGGAGAAAAGACAGUUGUUUGCAAACACUGGCUCCGAGGGCUGUGCAAGAAGGGAGACCAGUGUGAAUUCCUGCAUGAGUAUGACAUGACCAAGAUGCCUGAGUGUUAUUUCUACUCCAAAUUUGGAGAGUGCAGUAACAAAGAAUGUCCGUUCUUGCACAUUGACCCGGAGUCUAAGAUCAAAGACUGCCCCUGGUAUGACAGAGGCUUCUGUAAACACGGUCCCCUCUGCAGACACAGACACACUCGAAGAGUCAUUUGUGUGAAUUACCUGGUGGGAUUCUGUCCAGAGGGGCCUGCUUGUAAAUUCAUGCAUCCUCGAUUUGAACUGCCUAUGGGAACCACAGAGCAACCACCACUGCCUCAGCCGACACAACCCCAGCAAAAGCAAAAUAACAAUCCGCCAUUACAAAGGUCAUCAUCCUUGAUCCAGUUAACAAGUCAGAACUCUUCUCCCAACCAGCAGAGGACCCCACAAGUCAUCGGAGUUAUGCAGUCUCAAAACAACAACGUGGGGAACAGAGGUCCCCGGCCGCUGGAGCAGGUCACGUGUUACAAGUGUGGUGAAAAAGGACAUUACGCCAACAGAUGCACCAAAGGACAUCUGGCCUUUCUUAGCGGACAGUGAGACAGCACAGAGGGAAGAGAGUGCAAGGAGGAUCUUUACACUGGGGAAAGGUUUCCGCCUAGCACUAUUCCUUGAACUAUUGAUCAGGUUGUUUUUUUUUAACGCCAUUAGUGAAAGAACUGUGGCCAGAGGCUGGCUGCUGAUAAACAUUUUUGUAACUGUCCAAUUUUUUAUGUUUUAACCUUUUAAAAUAGAUCUUGGCCUCUGCCUUUUUUCACUGAGCCUAGCUGGGAGGUAGAUCUAAAGGCAAAUAGAUGUGCAAGCCCUCACCAAUACAACAUUCAGCAUAAUACACAUCUUGCACCAGUGUGUUUCUGUAAAGGAUAGCCUUUGGGAACCUCCAACCUUUCGUUAAUCCUUGUGCAAGGAGGAAGACAAACUGGAAGAACUAGUACUUGAAAUGCCUCCCACUUCAGUGAGGGAGCUUGUCAUGCAGUCCUUGAAAGGAGGCACCAUGUUCCCUUAUUCAAUCUGAGAUUUCUCAACCUGCUCUGAUGGCUCACAUAACAUGUUGUGUACCAAGAUGUAAAGUAUUUGUCCAACUGCAAUAAAAGUUUUUAUGCUUUGCCUGGAAGCAUUUCCCCCUCGCUGUUCUGCAGGGUGAGAAGUUGGUCCUUGUAUGUGAAAACCACUUCUAGUGGAAUGAACUUACAUUUAUGGUUUUAGCUGAAAUCGCGAAAGCACUGGCUGUAGAAGAGGCGCAGGUCUGUUCUCACCACAGCAACCCUGAACUCAGAGCUGAAGUAGCUUUGAAGGUGUAACAGUGUAUGGAUACCAACAGAUGAAGUUAGUGGGCAUUCCUACAAGCAGUCAAAUUGCACAAAUAUCUUCACAGGCUCUCGAAACAAAUAAAUGGAACUAUAUUUUCUUGAGAUUGCUUUUAAAUUGGACUCUGAGUGUGACAUAUCCUCUUAAGAGCAUGUUUUUCCAAGCCAAAACACCUUAAUUUUGUAAGACUUUAUUUCAAAGGGCCAAUGACAAAGGGAAUUAAAAAAAAAGCCCAACUGUUGCAUCUGGAAUAUGUGAGCCUUUUCUGUUCUCGAGCAUCUAUCUACAUUUGCCUAUCUGCCUUUGUUUUUUCCUUCCUGUUUUAAAGUUGGCUGUGAAAAUUAGAUUGUGAUUUCUCAGGAAAAGGGUAAUGUAUGGCUGGGAAGAGAUAAGGCCCUGUGUUGAUUUAAACUGAUUAAUUUAAAAAAACCAUGUAAUCAGUUUGUAGAAGCUGUACUUACUGAUACUCCCUCUAGUACACAGUGGGAUAUUCAGACUUAAAAGUUAAAAUUAAAUCCACAAGUGUAAA
Chelonia mydas (Green sea turtle) is the source of this 2270-nucleotide messenger RNA. RefSeq names its product cleavage and polyadenylation specific factor 4 (gene CPSF4). Lineage: Eukaryota; Metazoa; Chordata; Testudines; Cheloniidae. Bases 164 to 973 code for a protein of 269 amino acids. The transcript has 8 exons. The record is from RefSeq and is a predicted model, not a curated record. Gene Ontology annotation, molecular function: zinc ion binding; RNA binding.